Messenger RNA from Perca fluviatilis (European perch), 1227 nucleotides. Its product is annotated as T-cell surface glycoprotein CD3 zeta chain-like. Gene Ontology annotation, molecular function: IgE receptor activity. The record is from RefSeq and is a predicted model, not a curated record. Gene Ontology annotation, biological process: cell surface receptor signaling pathway. Lineage: Eukaryota; Metazoa; Chordata; Actinopteri; Perciformes; Percidae. The transcript is spliced from 7 exons. Bases 33 to 596 code for a protein of 187 amino acids. Gene Ontology annotation, cellular component: Fc-epsilon receptor I complex.
UAAGACUUAAUGUGGGUGUUGAAGGUUGUACGAUGCUUUACACAGUUCACACAGUCAACAUCUCAGUCCAUUGGCAGGUAGUCAGUUCAGCCACUUCCUCUGAUCACGGAAAGAAAAAAGUGAGGCAAGUAGAACAGGAGAUAAAGACAGAAAGUAAGAAAAGCUUGUUUCUACAGAACAGACAGAAAGUGAGACGAGGAGGGAGAGUCAUGAACACUCUGAGGACAGGUGUAUUUGUGCUGUUUGUGCUCCUGGUGCCUGUUUCCUCUAAAGGGAUUUUUUUCACUGAGCCAGUCAUCUGCUACUAUUUGGAUGGGAUCCUGAUUCUUUACUGCAUCUUUGCCACGGUGCUCUUCUUCAGAGAAAAGUUUUACAUCCCAUCUGAGGCUAAAGUGGCUGAAGAUGGAGGCAUUUACCAGGAGCUUGAGAGACUAAAUGAUCCUGAUACUUACCAAACACUUGAACAAUCAAAAGCAAAAAAAAAAACUGGCAAGAAAAAGAAACCCAAGUCGACCAAAGCUGAGGAGAAGGAUAAAGAUCCCUUUGAGUCUUUGGUCCCCAAUGGCUCGGAUCCACCUCCUCCCUCUCCCCACUGAGGUCCUGCAUGCAGAGACAGCAUCGCUAAUUGGACCUGCAACAAUGAGAUGAUUGAUCACUGAUCAAAAGAUGAAUCGGAAAUUAAUUGUUUAAGUAAUAGCCUAUAUCAAGCAAUAAAAAUCCCUUACAUUGUCUGGCUCUAGCUUCUCAUAAAUGAUGAUUUGCUACUUUUCUUUGUUGUUAGUGCCGUGGCGGUUCUAGGCCAUUUAAAAUGGUGGGCUAGAGUCACAAUAACUGUAGGCCUACUGUAAGCUCCUGCAACCAGACAGGCUGAUAACUCUUCAUUUUUGUAAUUUACAUAUCUAGCCUACUAGCCAUACUGGGGGCUACCUGAGGCUGUGACAGCAGUUGCUAACGGGCUAAUGCUAACAAUGCAUGCAGAUGUAUAGCUGUAAUAUUUAUGUUAAGCAUGUUACUUUAGCAUCAUGCUAACAUUUAAACACAAAGUUCAGCAGAAGCUGAUGGGAAUGUCAUUAGUUAUAAAUUAAAAUUCUAAAUUUAAACCUUGUAGUGGCACUAUUUGAACAGCUGUUCUGGCUGCUGUAGCCUACCCGCUGUAAAUUACAACACCAUUGUGCUUCAUCAUGUAACUGAAUGCCAAUAAAAGACAAAGCACAUGUCAAAACACUU